Molecule: messenger RNA, 1289 nt
Organism: Orbicella faveolata
Lineage: Eukaryota; Metazoa; Cnidaria; Anthozoa; Scleractinia; Merulinidae
Product: sphingosine 1-phosphate receptor 1-like
Biological process (GO): G protein-coupled receptor signaling pathway
Cellular component (GO): plasma membrane
Molecular function (GO): G protein-coupled receptor activity
Source: RefSeq, a predicted model, not a curated record
UUGUUUAGCGUGCGUAAGCUCCUCUUCAAAAUAUUUGUUCUGGGACCCUCAUGUCAGUUGGAAUGGAUACUUUCUACCAAGUUUCCAUAGCUGAUGUCGCACUCCUCCUGCCGCUCUCUGUGCUGACCGUGGUGUCAAACUCCUUAGUUAUAGUAACAAUAUGGAAAGAUCCAUUGAACAACCUCAAAGCAAUUCCAAACUACUUGAUCUUAAACCUCGCCGUUAGUGACUUGUUGGUGGGUAUUCCGGGCGAGUUACUUAUCGCUCUUCAAUAUUGGUUUCCAUACGAAAGCAUUUUGCGCGCCUCGGACAUGGCAGUGAAUCUUGGUUUUAGUUCCUCAGGUCUGACAAUCUUGGGCCUUGCAGUUGAACGACUGAUUGUGAUUUCUUUCCCGUUAAAGAGUGCAGAUUAUUUGACGUACACUAGUCUAACACUUGGAUUUUUGUGCAUCUGGCUCUUCGCUGGGUUGAUGACAUUCCUUCCCGAGCUUCAGUGGGAUUCAAUUUUCAGAAACAGAGUGGUCAUUACCGAUGCUGUCUGCAUCCCGUCGUUCUUCAUAAUAUGCUCCUGUUACGCAAGAAUGUUCUUUCUGGUGAGAAAAGGCUGUUAUCGAAAUUUAAAGACUGAAGCCGGUUUUGAAGAGCGACAAAGUUUAACAGAAAAUGCUCGAGAGAUGGAAAAGAUAAAAAGAAGAGAGAGGAGCGUUAUGCGUUGUGUGGCUAUCCUGAUUGGGUUAUUGAUGGUAUGUUGGACACCUUACAAGGUGUUGGUAAACAUGGUUCAAUUUUGUGGAAAACGCUGUGUUAUUACUGACGAAUUUGAAUUCAUAGCAUAUAGUUUACGUUUUCUGUAUUCGCUGAUCAAUCCGAUUGUUUAUGCGCUGUGCACAAGAAAGUUUCGACGGGCACUUUGGAAGAUAAUCUGUACGUGUAAAUGUGCGCGGCCAAGAUAAGCUUUUAAAAGGGAGCUUAAGCAACGAUAGCCUGCGAGUAGGCUCUCAUCGUCGGUGGCACGAGCAAAGCUGUCGACGAGCGAAGCUAGGCCCCUCACCGGCUUGCUUCCCAAACGACUUAGCUCCUGCCGCAAAACAUGAGAGCCUUCUCGCAGGCUAAAGCAACGACGACGACGGUGCGAGGUCAAAAAUGAAUUUAUAUUUUACCAGCGAAAUUCGUAAUUUUCUAGAUCUGUUCAGUAAGCCAAUGGCUCUAAAGACGUGCUCAGGCAAAAUAUGCAAUGACAGCGUUCAACUCCAAAUGGAAAUACAAAAAAUUAGCCGUCGUCGUUCGCG